Molecule: messenger RNA, 3003 nt
Organism: Fulvia fulva
Lineage: Eukaryota; Fungi; Ascomycota; Dothideomycetes; Mycosphaerellales; Mycosphaerellaceae
Product: PX domain-containing protein
Exons: 1
Coding region: 1-3003 (1000 amino acids)
Molecular function (GO): phosphatidylinositol binding
Source: RefSeq, a predicted model, not a curated record
AUGACUGUCGAGCACCUUCUCCUGCCAAUGGCCACACAGCUCAACGGCGGGCCCAAGGAGGAAGCCACGGCCCCAGUCGCCCCGACGCCCUUUGUCACGAGGUCGAAGACGGUAGAGAGCCAGGCAUUCGUCGAUGCGCCUGAGACACAGGACGAGCAAGCAGCAGCGGCGCAAGCACGACGGACAAGGCUACUGCGCUCACCCACACAAGGCACCAUGACCUCGACCGCCUCAGUGCCCCCGCCAGGCUCCCUCUUGACGGGCAAGCAAGAGCACUACCUCAAGCGCGAACUCAUCUCCGCCCAGACACAAUGGGAAGUCAGCGAGCUAUCACAUCCCACCGCCCUCCAGCGCUUCGGUGCGCCUUUUCGCUCAGACCGAGGAGAGGUCGCGCCAGAGCACUCGGAGCUGCCACUUCUACGAUACAUCUUCGUCCACCAUGUACGCAACUUCCCCUUCCUCAACCAGGCGAAGGAGAAGGAGUUUUGGCAGGAUAAGCUGCAGGCCUUCUUGGAAAGCUUCGCGAACAAGCACAUAAGUUCUGCUGAGGAUCGCUUGGAGCAGACCAAAAGAGCAAAGCUGGCGCAGAAGGCGAACAAGCUGGUAGAACUGAUGAUGGUGUCCGGCAUACCGACUGCAUCUGGCUAUGAAGAGAGGAUCCGCUUUUCCGAGAUGGAAGUGGUCGAGAGUGGGCCGAACGAGGAGGGUCUGGUGGUCAAUGUGCCAGAAGGGCAUGAGAUCAAUGGCUGGGACAUCAAUGUUGCUGGAGUCAGGCUUGUCAGUGUCAAGCGCCAUGUCAGGCAGCAUAAACAUGCCGAGUUCCUUCUCCGAGUCAAGCGCAGGGACGAGCCAGAAAGAUAUGUUGCGAGACGAUUUGGAGAGUUUGCCCGCAUGCACAAGAAGCUGAGACUCGAGCUCCCUGGUAAGGUCCUACCGCCGUUACCGAAGAAGAACAAAGCACAGUCAUUGUAUAGUGGCAAGGACGACGACGACGACUCGGAUAGUGUCUCAUCCAUGUCAACCACAGGCACUGGUACACCAACGACGGCAGAAGCAAGCGAGAGUAACGGCAGCGGCGGAGGCUUCAGAUCGUAUCUCUCCUCUUGGACAGGCGGAGGCAGUACCAGCACCAGACAUGGUAGGAAUGCGUCGAAAGCGUCGCUGGCGGCACCCUCAGCCUCGCCUCGCGCUAGUAUGGACUCGAGCGCAGACAAAGCGUCUCAAUCACCACUUCGAACAGCAUGUCCUCAAGACACUGUCCUUCAUCGCGAAGAUCAACGAGUUUCUCUUCGAGCAUUCCUACGCAACUUCCUACAAAACGAAGCGAUAGCCAACUCGAAAUCAAUGUACGACUUCUUAACAGCGCAGCCGAUCACGCUCAACGAUGAAGAGCGGGCCGACAUCGACAAGAGGAAGCAUAUGGACAGCAAGCGUCUAGAAGAGCAAAGACAGUUCUUUGAGAUCGCAAGACAACGUGCCAGGGAUCUUGACGUGCACAUGGAGAAGUUCAGACGCAGUGUCGUGGAGGCCAAUGGUCUUCGCAACUUGUUCGCUGAGAUCAAGCAGAAAGAGAAGAUCGAUGACCUGAACCCGGAGUUUAGGAAGUUUGCUGAGUGGCUUCGAAUCGAAGUCGCGGCCACGACAUAUCAUCUGUUCCUGGCAGAAGACAACUCGCCAGAGCUGUUUGCACAAGCGAAGCGGAUACACGGACUUGUGCCUUAUUCGGCACUGAAGCAGGUGAUUCGCUUCACGAACCCAGCGGCAGUCAUGUCAAGCGUGCUCGACCUCUUCAUGGCCCAACCACUUGGUGCCAAGUCAUUACUGCAACGAAUAUUCGGCCUCGCUUUGGGCGACGGAAUCCGCAGCUUACAGCGCUCCAUUGACUCACUGACAGUGAAGAUCGACGAGCCUGCACUCUGUGACAAGAUCAAGAACUACAUCGAAGGCAUCGAGGAUGUGAGGGACAACGUACGGACACAAGCAAGAGAAGAGCAGGUCGAUCUGCUGGUCAAGGUUUUGCAGAGCGACGAGAUCGAGCCUCAAUUAUCAUCAAAGCAGAUCGAGAGGGUCUUCAACGCAUACGUGGCCUGGGACAACGCCGUGGAGAACGUCGACGAAGAAAUGCGACAAGGGGCCGAGCUCUUUGCUCGCCUCAAGCAGCUUCUCAAAUUGCACACCCGCCGAAGAGACAAGCAAAUGAUGUUAGAACUGGUCGAAGAAUCCAACACCCUCCGCCUCUUCCGCGACCUCUUCCAGAUCUUCUACGAGCCCCUCGUCCGGGUCUACAAGAGUGCCAACGUCUACAACAGCGUCACAGACUUCGCCCGCUUCGCCGACGACGCCAUCCAGACUAUCGAGAAAGCACAACGACAGGACGUCAGCGCUGACCCUAACCAGACUGUCCAGAGUUUUAUCGACUUAUGUGAACGACAUGAAGAAGAUCUGUAUAAGUUCAUCCACGAAGUGCACAAACACGACAAUGGCCUUUUCGACAAACUCAUGGCCUGGAUAGAAGGGAUCCUCGACUUCCUCCGCAACGGUCCGAAGGGUGGCAAGCUGGAUAUGAACGCCCUCUUCGCUGGCGCGCUGGAGAUAAAGCAGAUCGAUAAGGACAAGGCACUAAAAGAGAUCAACAGCCUCAUCAAGUGGCAGACUGCCCGAAAACGCUGGCACUCCGACAAGACACGGCAAAAGAUGGCGUCCGGAGGUAACGAGAAUGCUGAUGUGAUGGGUGGGCUGGCAUCGACAUUCAAGCCAGGCGACUUCGGCUUGAACCCUAUAGAUCUUCAGGACCUCAACAUGGAAGACGACGAAGACUUCGACUCGGAAGAAGAGGACGAUGAAGAUGAUGCAGACCCCAUCGCUGCCGAGAGGAAACGGCGGCAGCGAAGACAGGAUGUGCUCAAACGCACGGCUGGCGAGCCCGUCAAGCCGGAGAUUACGGAGUUGCAUAAGAUGAAUCCGCAAUUCUUGAGUAUGCUGCGGAUGGUGCUGGCGGAGUAG